UCAUAUUGUCAUUUUCAUUUAAAUCGUCAACGGUUCAACAUCGAUCACAUGAGUUAUUAGUUUUGCAAAAAAAAAGUAUUUAAAUCGAGGAAAAAUGUUUAGCGAAAUUAAAGUGCCUAACAAGAAAUGAUUUCCACUGGAUGGAUUAACUGUGAAUGGAUAACAUUGAACGGCGAACUUUUUUCAUUUAUUUUGUAAUUGUUGCGAAUAGACGAGAUUUGGAUUUGAAUUUAUUAAUUUUUUUAAAUUCAAACGGCGAAUAAGUGAAAAUGUUUGCAAAAUUGUUGUUUUUGAUGAGCUGUUGCAUGUUCAUCGAAAUUGGUUAUUGUGGUAACUCAAACGAACAUGUUCAUAUAAAGCUACACGUCCCAGAGAUAAUAAAACGACACACUCACGUUCGCACCGUAUACAAGCAUCUUCAUAAGCCCAAACCGCACAAAUCAAAGAAAUCGCACGCCAAAUUGAAACAUUCACAUUUUGAUGUCGCCGAGUCCAGACCCAUUUGGAUACCGAAACCUGUGCACUACAAACCCAAAGCGAAGGAAGAAACGGUACCAAUCAACGAAUGGCAACAUAAACUAGCGAUGCAGUCGCUUAAGAAACCUAAGCAUUCGAAACAGAGUCCGUAUGCGUUGAUAGAGAUGAUGGCUGAAACGGGCGAUGAUGGUUAUAAGGCUAAAUUGUACAAACAGUAUCAGCUGCAAGAACAACUGAGAAACCAACAAAUGAUGCCCGAUUACAUGGUGAUGGAUGGUAGUUUGAGUUUCGGUGCCGAGGAAGAUGAUAACGAUGACGUUUAUGCAUCUUCCCCGUCCGUGGAGCAUUUUCACCAACCGCAUCUAAUGAAAAUUACAGAGGCAGAUAUUCGGCCGAAAGUUAAACCUGCGCCUCAGUGGGAUCAUGACAGUAAAUCGCAGGAAAUUGCAUACUAUAAGAAACCACACGAAUGGCCGAAGGUUGAGCCAUCGUCCGUGGCCUAUCAGUACACGACUUUGGCACCGUUGCAUUUAACAGACGAUGAAUUCGUUCCUAGUGCAUUGCUACAGCAAACAAAGCACUCGAGUUUGGAUGAGUAUCCGAAUUUGUUUCAAUCGAAUAAACCGAAACCAAUGGAUUUGCAGUACACGUACACCAAAUAUAAAAACCGUCAAAGUAUGAAAAAUGCUAUGUCCAAUUUGAAUACUCGAGUUAAUUAGAAAAGUUUUUUUUUAUUAUAUUUGUGUGUUCAUGCUCCACAUUGCACAGUGGCGAUUGUUAUUUUAAAAAAUUUGAUUUUUUUUAUAUUUAUUUAACUUUGUAGAUCAAAUAGUUAGUUUAGUGAGUUAGAAAAUAGCUGUAGCUGUAUGGACGUUUUUGUUACAAAUAAAAGAGAAGACUGUUUUCACGUAAAUAAAAUUAGAAUUUGAAGAAAA
This is a messenger RNA of Bradysia coprophila, 1412 nucleotides long. RefSeq lists its product as uncharacterized. Lineage: Eukaryota; Metazoa; Arthropoda; Insecta; Diptera; Sciaridae. The record is from RefSeq and is a predicted model, not a curated record.